AUGACUACUGGCAUUACGACUUUACGAGACGCUCUCACACAGGAGAAGCCACGCAUCCAUCGCUACGCAACCAAUACGAAUACCUAUAGAAACGAUGAUGCAUGGCCCGAACUGAACGGACAUAUGAAGUUGUGGGUUGAUUUCAAAAUCGGGGCGCUCAACAAGCAGUAUGGCAGCAUACUGGAUAAGGAAUUCCCGGAAGGUGUCGCGGUUCCGCAAGCUUUUGAUCAGCUUAAAAACCUCGCCAUAAAGGAAGUGAAGGACAUCAAGAGAAUCAUCGCUUGGAACGUGUCCAUUCUUGAGCCCGCUCUGGCCUUCGGCCAGUCUGAGUUGCAGCACCAAGGGCCACGCCUUGUUCAUGAUCAUGUGAAGCCCCAGAUCCCCGGUCCCAGCUCACAAGCCAGGGUAGACCACCUGAUCAAAGUCGUAGAUGCCCCGCCUCGGACCCUCGUGGUGGGCUUGGGAACGACAAGCGCAAAAUUCGAAGGGGGCGGACUUUUGAGCGCGAUCAGCCAGAACAUAGCCUCGAGGCACGAGAAUCUCAUGAGGCAGCUUGCGCAUGCGUGCAAACUAGCCAAUGCCCGCUACGGCUAUCUCCAGACUGACGGCGAGCUUGUUGCCUGUCGCUUCAGCUGCACGGGUACGGUUUGGGAGGCAGAAUUCAUGCCUAUCCCUAUGGAACUUCAUGGAGACAACGCUAUGACAACGGAGUUGGCUGUUUGGUGGAUGGCCAUGUUAGCCCUGUCAGACAUAAGUGACUCCGCCAUCGAGGCCAACAACGACCACCAGGCGGAUGUUGCCUAUCCGGACGUCAACCCAGGCCUCCCAAGUGGCCCGAACAUGGGAUCAUAUCUCAGCAACGCAAGCUUCACAAGUGCCCCGGAUAUGGGGUCCCAGGACAACAACGCAGGCGUCGGUGGUAUCCCCAACGUUGCCAGUUGCAACGCAAGCUUCCCAAGUGGCACGAACACGGGACCCGCAGAGAACAGCAUCGAGUUUGCAAGCGACGUGCAACUUGACGAUGUCUUCUGCUUGGAGGAGAUGGAGAUUGACGAGUUUCAGGGUUGUUCAUUCCAACAGUCCUCAUCAAACUGA
Clonostachys solani is the source of this 1095-nucleotide messenger RNA. NCBI's taxonomy places the organism in Eukaryota, Fungi, Ascomycota, Sordariomycetes, Hypocreales, Bionectriaceae. The record is from the annotation of a GenBank genome assembly.